Molecule: messenger RNA, 4159 nt
Organism: Wyeomyia smithii (pitcher-plant mosquito)
Lineage: Eukaryota; Metazoa; Arthropoda; Insecta; Diptera; Culicidae
Product: thioester-containing protein 1 allele S1-like
Exons: 9
Coding region: 98-4078 (1326 amino acids)
Cellular component (GO): extracellular region
Molecular function (GO): endopeptidase inhibitor activity
Source: RefSeq, a predicted model, not a curated record
GAAAUGAAGCGAUAAGCUUACAGCGGGGAUUCACAGUAAGUAAAUUUUCGAAAUACAUAAGUGCUUGAAGCGCAUCAUUCGACUCAGCACAUCUAACAUGAAGUAUCUGAUUCCGGUGGCGUUUCUACUGUUUUUCAUUGGUCAUUGUCGCGGGCAUUUUAUAGCACUAGUACCAAAAGUUGUCGAUGAAAAUUUUACGAUUGCAUUAACGAAUUUAAACUCUGGAAAUGAUUCGCGGUAUGAACUGAUACUUCAACAUGAAAAAACCACUUUGAAGGAAGUUGUUUCCAUCCAGGAUUAUGAAACUGUUUUAGUUCAUUUUGCGGCUAAACGGUUUCAAAGUAGUCAGUAUACGUUUGUUAUUCGAAAUCUUGGCGAUCCGGGCAUAAAUUAUGAUGUACACUUAGAAUCGAAACGCAAAUCGGUGCUUAUCCUAAUCCAAACGGAUAAGCCCAUUUACAAGCCAGGCGAGACAGUGAAAUUUCGAGUGUUAGUGCUUGACCACGAUAUCAAACCUUUGAAAAAUGUAAAAAGCAUAAACGUUGCCGUUACAGAUAGUAAAAAUAAUCUCAUUUAUAAAUGGAACUACGCAAUGCUACAAGCGGGAGUUUUUCAAUCACAGCUCGAAUUGGCACAUUUUGUGGCUUUGGAAGACUGGAAAAUCACUGCCUUAGCAGGAGAAGGCGGAAAGAAAGAAAAAACCUUCAUCGUUGCCGAAUAUGUGCUUCCAAAACAUGAAAUCAAAAUCAGAUGUUUAAAACUCAUCACAGCGAAAGAUAAGUUCAUACCGCUAAUAAUCGAUGCAAUUUAUACAUUUGGAAAACCAAUAAAAGGAACUUUAUCAGUGUCAAUUGAGGAUACAAACAUAAUGACACAUAUGGAAAUCCAUGGACGGGCCUUCGUUGACAUUGAUUUACCAAUUAUUGAACUGCGCGAGAUUAACGUGCUAGUUAGUGUUAUCGAUUCUGAGUCAAAGCAUAUUUUUCGAUCUAACCAAAAAUUUUCAAUCUUCGAAGCAUCGCACAAGAUUACACUGCGUAAAUCGUUUGAAAAAAUCUUACCAGAGACACCAUUCCGAUGCUGGAUUUCUUUGACCGAUCCAUUUGGAAAACCUUUAAAAUACCCCGAUGUUGUAAAAGUGACAGUAACGCAUGAAAUACCAUAUUGGCUAGACAAAUCGUACACAAUUGAAGGGAAACCAAAUGAGAAAGGCAUGCUCCCACUUAACAUCGAAACCAUCAACAACACUGAGAAACUGCAACUCAAGGUAGAGUACUCUGGUGAAAUUACAAACUUCGUGGUGCACAGUGAAGCCAAAUCGGAAGAACAUGAGCCUCCCUUCAUGUUUGCUUUCGUGUUAACUGAAAACCUUGAACUCAAUCAACCCGUUCAGUUCCUAGUGACCAGUUCUUUUAAAAUACGAAUGAUAGUCUAUUUCAUAUUAUCACACGGAGAGAUUGUCGCUACAAAAACGUUGAAAGUAAAUAGGCGAUGGACGAUUUUCGAAGAAACUGCAAACUAUCGUAUGGUCCCGAAAGCCAGUUUAGUUGUUAUUGCCGUUCAUAAUAAUACGAUGAUCAAAGCCACAGCAAACUUAGUAGUUGAAGAUCUUCCGAAUUUCGUAAAUUUAACGCUUUCUAGAACUAAACUGGAACCUGGUGAAGAGUUGAAAAUAUCUGCGAAGUCACAUCCAGGCUCAGAAAUAGGUUUGCUGGCAAUUGAUAAGGGCGUGCUAACGCUAGCAGAUGGUAACGAUAUAACUAAGGGAAUUGUUUUCGAUGAGUUUAAUGAUGAUUUCCGGAGUUUCAAUCAAGAGGAAUCAGGAUUUCUUAUGCUUUCCGAUUUUUCAAGUCCUUUAAAACCAUUACUAAUCGAUUCAAACUUAUUUGCCGCACGGCUAGGCGAAGAUGAUGCAUCGGAAACCGCAUCGUACAUACGUCAAAACUUUCCCGAGAGUUGGCUGUGGAGCGACAUGGCACCAGUAGACUCAAACGGCGAGAUAAUUAUCAGCAGUAUAGUUCCCGAUUCCAUUACCAAUUGGCAAAUUAGUGCUUUUUCAAUCAGUUCGGCACGUGGACUCGGUAUAAUCGCUGCACCCAUUUCGUUGGACGUCCUAAAACGUUUCUUCGUUGUGGUAAAUUUGGCGUAUUCCAUACUGAAGACGGAGAUCGCCGUGGUGGAAGUUUUUAUUUUCAGCUAUUUAGAUACUGACCAAGAUACUAAACUGACGCUUUCGAACCAACGCAAGGAGUUCUACUUUGUUGAUCAUCAAAAUCAGACAUCCGACAAGUUGGAAGAAAUUAUAUCAAUUACGAUUCCCGCGAACAAUGUAAGAAAGGUAAAGUUCUUCCUUAAGCCACGCAGUUCAGGCGAACUUGAAAUAUUAGUGAAAGCAGAAACACCAACAGCUACCGAUGCCGUUCGAAGAUCAAUGCGUGUAACUCCCGGUGGAUUGCAGUAUUACCGUAAUAUAGCACGCUUCAUUGAAGUUGAAUCUUCCUCGCAGAACUUCCGUCAGUUGCAGCUGAUAAUUCCCCGGUCCGCCACGCCAGGUUCAGAAAAUAUUACAUUUUCGGUAGAAGGAAUUUUAAUAGGGGCAGCCUUGACGAAUCUUGGCGAUUUGAUUCGGUUGCCGUCUGGCUGUGGAGAGCAGAACAUGUUGAACUUGGUCCCGAGUGUAGUAGUUCUGGAUUAUUUGAGUAACACGGCAACACUAGACGAAACUACCAAGCAAAAAGCUAUCAAUUAUUUAGAGAAAGGCUAUCAGAAUCAAUUGAAAUACAAACUUAAUGAUGGGUCAUUUAGCGUUUUUGGGCAAAGCGAUGGUAAAGGAAGUGUCUUCCUGACAGCUCUCGUCGCCAAGACCUUCAAGAUAGCUAGUAAAUAUAUCACAGUGGACGCGGGUGUUAUCAAUUCUGCCUACAAUUGGUUACAAAGUCGACAAAGUCCUGAUGGGCAAUACAAAGAAUUGGGUAAAAUUCAUCAUCAAAAUAUCCAAGGCGGCUUAAGUGGAGGUGUGACGCUUACCGCUUACACGAUAACUGCUUUUCUUGAACAGAAAAAUCUUAAACAUCGGUACAAAACAGAAAUUGAAAAAGGAGCGGAUUUCAUUGCAGAGCGAGUUCGAAAUUUAAGUAGAUCUUAUGAUUUGGCCUUGGCAGCUUAUGCAUUGCAACUAGUCGGACAUUCGGGAAAGCGAUACCCUCUGGACAAGCUAUUGGAACAAUCGAAAAUAAACCCGGAACGCACAAUGCGCUGGUGGGACGACGGUUCUGCAAGUAUUGAAACCGCGUCGUACGUUCUUUUAACCAUGAUGAGUGCCGGAUUGUCAGUAGAUGCAAUGCCAAUUAUGCGUUGGUUGAUUUCCCAGCGGUAUGACAAGGGUGGGUAUGAUAAUACUCAAAACACUUUUGUAGGGUUGAAAGCACUAGCCGAGUACUCGUAUAAGUUAUCAGUUUCGCGAAAUAAUUACACCGUAGAAUUGUCUUAUGGUGACAAUCAAAGGCAGAAUAUUCAAGUCGACGCAAAGUCUUCAGUAAAGAGUCAGCUUCGUACAUUACCCGCGAACGUACGAAGCGUUGAUGUCUCGAUAACAGGCACAGGCUCGGGAGUCUUUCAGAUAGCCUAUCAAUAUAAUCAAAUCGCUGCAGACGACAAACCACGGUUCGAGAUAGUUAAUGAUGUACAUACUAAGAGCAGUGGAAAUGAUUUGCAGUUGGCCAUUUGUGCUCAUUAUACCCCUUUGCAUCGUGACGAAGUUUUAACUAAUAUGGUUUUAAUUGAGAUUCUCUUUCCCAGUGGAUACGUUCUAGCAGAUGAAACCAGGACAAAUUUGGAUACGGUUAAGAAAGUGAGAAAAUUCGAAGAAAAACGAGAUGGCACCCUCCUUGUACUUUACUUCGACGCGUUUUUACCAGAGGAGUUAGUCUGUGUUAACGUAACAGGUUUUCGAAAGGCCUUAGUACUCGGACAGAUUGCAGGCAGGACGAAAAUUUAUGAUUAUUACGAUCCUACUCGCGAAGCAAUCGAAUACUUCAACGUAGAAAAUGUUGAUCUUGAGAACGAAGUUGAACACUAGAUUGUACUUCUGACUAUCAAUUUCAAUAAAUUUCCUUUUAAAACAUAAAACUAAUAAUAAAUUCUAUUUAGAAACUCUGAA